Theileria equi strain WA is the source of this 846-nucleotide messenger RNA. RefSeq lists its product as hypothetical. The coding region runs from base 1 to 846 and encodes 281 amino acids. The transcript has a single exon. NCBI's taxonomy places the organism in Eukaryota, Apicomplexa, Aconoidasida, Piroplasmida, Theileriidae. The record is from RefSeq and is a predicted model, not a curated record.
AUGAGCAGAAAUAGAGGGAAUAAUCCCCAAAUCAACAUUUCCAAGAAGCCGGAUGAUAGCGGUAAGGGAGAGUACACAUCCCAUGGAACAAUCUUUGCUGUUACCAAUGGUACUACCAAUGUACCAGGAUUCUUCAAGCUAGUUCACAAACCUAAUAAAUCACAGGUUACUCUGAAUAGGACACUUGAAGAUAGAGAUGAGAUAAGAGGGGGCUUUAUGGAAGUAAAUUCCAUAUCUGAUGUUAAGGAAGUUUCUGUCUACUACUGGAAUGGUAAUCUUAACGACCCAAUCCUACUUGGAAUUACCAAGGAUGGUCGACCGGAAAAUACCAAGUACUUUAGUAAAGGUAAUAAUGUCCGAAAUUGGAUGAAUGCUCCUAUAGAACAUCUGAAUGAACAACAGGCACUUGAUGAACAGAACUGUUACAAGAAUAAUGCUGUUGUGUUCAAUAUAAGGGACUCUCAAUCAGGUUACCUUCGUGAAAGCUCCAGAGCUACUUGUAUACAGAAGACCAGAAAAAUAAGGAAGUCUAGACCUACUCCCCCUCCUGGAAGUGAAUACAAUGUCACAACCUACAGGUUUGCUGAUAUUAAAUACAACAAUACUAAGUUUACCAAGAUCUCUAGGGUUACUCUUAAUGGAAUAUAUAUUAACGAUAUUUCCCCUCCUCGUGAUGCACUCGAAGGAAUUAGGCUCUACUCAUAUCCAGCUAGUGUGGAUGUACCUCUUAUGAUUGAAUUUAUAAAACAGGGUGGGGGAUCUACUUUUUAUGCGAGUAAAAACGGAAGUGGCGGUAACUGGGUACCAGUUGAUGAAGGAUCACAGAAAUUUUAUUGGUGGUGGUAA